GUGACUUCUGCCGCAUGUAAAGAGGAGGCGGCUGUUUACAAAUAUUCCGCAUUUCUGGUUUUGCGUUAAGAUUGCUAAGUCUGCAUUGAUAAAAAGGCGGAGGAUGGAAAUUAAAAACGCUCGGCCGUAUUUCUUCGGAGACAUAGGUUGCUGGUCUGAGAGAACAGAGGUUCACAAUGCAGCCUCCCUUGGCCAGGCCUCUCAGCUGCGGGACCUCAUUCAAAGUGGUGCUUCGGUUAAUGUUGUGGCCGUGGACUCCAUCACACCACUGCAUGAGGCGUGUCUCCACGGGCAGGCCCAGUGCGUCCAGCUGCUGCUGGAUGCUGGAGCUCAGGUCAAUGCGAGGAAUGUCGAUGGCAGUACCCCGCUGUGUGAUGCUUGUUCAGCUGGUAGCCUGGAGUGUGUGAAGCUCUUGCUGGAGCAUGGUGCCAAGGCCAACCCUGCUCUGACUUCACGCACAGCCUCACCUCUCCAUGAGGCUUGCAUGGGAGGUAACUCGGACUGUGUGAAGCUCCUAAUUGCCAUGGGUGCUUGUCUGGAGUCGUACGAUCUUUACUACGGGACACCGCUGCAUGUGGCUUGUGUUAACAAACACAUAGACUGUGUUAAAGUGCUACUUAAUGCAGGUGCUAAAGUGAAUGCUGCAAGGCUGCAUGAAACUCCAUUGCACCAUGCUGCAAAAAACAUGCAAGUAGAGAUGAUAGAGACACUGGUGGAGUUUGGGGCCAACAUCUAUGCCAGAGACUCACACAACAGGAAACCUGUGGACCACACCACACAAGGAUCUCCCUCUGCAGCCUGCCUACAGUUUUAUGAGACCACUCCCAUGAGUCUGCAGCAGCUGAGCAGGUUAGCAAUGAGGAAUGAGCUGGGCACCAGAGCUCUGACGGUCAUAGGUCAACUGGACAUACCAAAACACAUUGUUAGCUACCUCUGUUAUCACUGACUGCUACGAGGAGGAGGAGUUGGAUCACUGCUCAAAGAAAGAAUUCACAGACUGCUGUGCCAGUCGCAGGCAAAUGCAGCAAUAAUAGGGUAACAGAAGACACACACUGUAGAGACAAGCACAGUGUUCUCUUUGGACUUUUACAGAGAGAGGCCACAUCACGUUUCCAUCCAUUUUCACCAGCAUGCAGUGUUCUUUUUCCUGCCCUGAAUACUAGAAGUCAAAAACUCUUGGGUAUCUUCAGACAAUAAACAUCAGAAUCUCUGUUUUUAAAACCCAUUUAGAUAUGGAGCCUUGCUGCAGCUAAUAACAUGACAACUCACAGUUGCUAGUAGUCAUGAUUUGACACUAAAUAAAGUUUAACAAAAUGAUGAUAGACCAGCCCUCAAUGUAAUCUGAGACGUGGAUAAUGAGCAGGCUGAGAUAAUUACAUUCAGUGGAAACUAGUUUAGCUUACAUUAAGGAUGUACAAUGACAAAGAAGUUCGUAUGAGCGAUGCCUUCUCAAAGGUUUGGGAACCACUGCAGCAAUGGCCUGAUAAAGAUUUGGGGCAUUGGCGAAUGAAAAUUAAUUUAAGUGGUUUUAUCCCUUGUAGUGUGUCAUAGUAGAGUGCAGCUGAUGCAUCUGGGGUGCCUAAUCUAAUCUGUUUAUUAAUAGUUAUUGUUUUAGUUUGCAUCCAGACAUACUUGUUGGACACUGACACUUAAGGUGACGUGUUGACAAGAAAAAUGUGAGAGGGAAGUGUCUCCUCAGUAGCAGCUUAUAUUAGAAAGGCCUGCACUCAGCACUGCUCCCUUUGGUUCCAUUUACUGUAAACUCACAGUCACUGGCUCAGGUUGGUAAACAUCAGCUCAAUGUGUGACAGUUAUUGGUUUAGCUAGUUUAGUUGUUGGCCACCAAUAUAAAAUCUUCACUAUAAACUGCAACUACAGGAGUUUUAAAAUAGCAUUUAAUAAUGUUUGCCACUUUGAUAAACAUAAGCAGAAUGGAUGCCACAAGACAAGAAUAUGCUUCUAAUAUUAGAGUGGGCUGUAGAGGAGUAUUUAUUUUAGCUCAGGGAGAGGAAGAGGAGAGUUGUCCUUUUAUGUCAGGGUUGCUGAAAUAGUCCUGGAGUUGCUGGGAAAAUGCAAGAGGGUAACUACAUUUGCUGGUGUACCAUUAAUGCUGAGUAGCAAUAUGAAAUAAGACAUUUGACAUUU
Molecule: messenger RNA, 2145 nt
Organism: Monopterus albus (swamp eel)
Lineage: Eukaryota; Metazoa; Chordata; Actinopteri; Synbranchiformes; Synbranchidae
Product: ankyrin repeat and SOCS box protein 13-like
Exons: 6
Coding region: 104-946 (280 amino acids)
Biological process (GO): protein ubiquitination; positive regulation of protein catabolic process
Molecular function (GO): protein binding
Source: RefSeq, a predicted model, not a curated record